This is a messenger RNA of Spirodela intermedia, 4482 nucleotides long. The record is from the annotation of a GenBank genome assembly. Lineage: Eukaryota; Viridiplantae; Streptophyta; Magnoliopsida; Alismatales; Araceae.
AUGAUACCCCUCCUUCCUACCCUAACAGUGGUCAUACUCCUUGUAGACAUAGGUGCAAAACCUUUCCUCUAUGUCCCUAUUGUGAGAAGCAAAAUCAUUUGGCUACUAAAUGUUGGAAGCAGUUCAAUAAGCCUACUUCCGCAUAGCCAACAAUAACUUCUCUCGCUCCAUUUCAUGUUCCAACUCCUACCCUCCACAUGACCUUGAUGCUUGCAAAGUAUGACAUCCUUUGUCGCACUAAUGGUAUCAACACUUCCACCUUUGUUAGUCUUGCCUCGCUUUCAGGCUCCUCCAUGUCAAGUAUACACACUCUCCUUGCUUCUUCUUCGACGCCAUGGACUAUUGAUUCGGGGCCUCCACCCACAUGAUCGAUAUCCCUACCAUUCUCUCCUUCUAUUAGUUUAUCCUGACCCAUCCCCCUGUUACCAUUGUCGAUAGCUAGACUUGUCCAAUCAAAGGUCAUGGUGCCACCUCGACUUCUCACUCCCUUCACCUUACCCAAGUUCUCUAUGUUUCUAUUUUUUCUUUUAACCUUCUUUCUAUCAGUGCUAUUACCUAUGCCUUCCUUUGUAUAAUCACAUUCUUUCCCUUCCAUUGUACCUUCCAGGAUCUGCAUACCAAAUAGAGGAUUGAUUUGGACCGUGAAAACGGGCGGGGUGUCUAUGGGUCGUUUCUAACGAACCCUUAUCUGGCCUUUGGGCCCUUUUUGUCGUCUCUACGACUACUUCUUCUCUUUUGUGACAUUGUCAUUUAGGCCAUCUUUGUUUCUCUAAAUUACAAAAAAAAAUAUUGUGGCUUUCUCUCUCUAAGUUUGUGUGCGACUCUUGUUAGUUGGGCAAACAUCACCGUGCUUUUUAUCCAAGUCAUGAUGGCAUCCCCUCUUCUGCUCCUUUUGACCUUUUUCAUUGCGAUGUAUGGGGUCCAUCUCGUACUUCCUCCAUCUCGAGCCAUCACUAUUAUAUUAUUUUUGUUGAUGACUAUACUCGUGUGAGUUGAGUCUACCUCCUCUACAAUCACUCUAAGGUCGUCACCGUGGUUACCUUCAUUAUCGAAGUUAUCAUGCAAUACACAACUACAUCCAACAUUCUUCAUACUGAUAACACUCUUGAGUUUGUCUAAACAUCUCUUUGCACCUUCUACGAUGAUUGUGGCAUCCUCCACCAUACCACAUAUCCUCACACUUUACAGUAAAAUGGUGUUGUUGAGCACAAACAUCACCAGCUUCUUGACAUCACUCACACACUUCUUCUUAAAAUGAAUGUCCCCCACUAUCUCUGGGUUGACGCCCUUCUAACUACCACUUACCUCCAUAAUCGACUUCCCUCCCCUCCUCUUGGGGAGGUCAUUCCUCUCUAUCGCUUAAUUCCUAAUUUUUCUCUUUUUUCUCUUCCCUCUCAGGUCUUUGGAUGCACCACCUUCGUCUAGGAUUCCUCUCCUUCUCUUUCUAAACUUGCCCCUCGUGCUCUUAAAAGGAUCUUUGUCAGGUACUCUCGCACACAAAAAGAUUAUUGGGUCUACUUUCUCGAUACCCGUCGCUAUGUGACCUCAGCCAAUAUCACUUUCUAUGAGGAGUCUCUUUUCUUCUCCCUUAUUUUGACUCCUCUUCCUCAGGCUGCUAUGUCUCCUCCACUUGGGUUCCCUCCCUUGGUGGUUCUUGCAGACCCUCACUCUUCUCUUCCUUCCUGUCCACUCUCUUUGGAGUCGUUACCCAUGCCCGCCUCUCUUCAGCCCAUGUUACCCAUGGCUCCUCAUGUUCCAGAUGUAGUAUCUUCGUCUUCCUCUCGUACAAUCCCCUCCACGCCUUCAGUCGCUACUCCACCUAAUGACUUUCAUCUCUCUAUUGUCCUUAGCAAAGGUACACCUGCUUGCACCCACCAACCUAUCUCCAAAUUUCUCUCCUAUGACCGCCUUUCUCUCUCUUUUCGUGCCUUUGCCCUCUCUAUGACCUCUAAGUCUCUUCCAUGGUCAUAUGUUGAGGUUGCAUAGGUACUUACAUGGAAGGCGACCAUGGAUUUAGAGGUAGCUGCAUUAGUCACUCGAGGGACUUAGGAUUUGGUUCCACACUCGACCGAUGCCAAUAUUGUGACGUGCAAGUUGGUGUUUACCAUCAAGUAUCACCUGAAUGGCUUCAUUACUCAUCACAAAGCUUGUCUAGUUGCUCGGGGCUUCACGUAGGCAUAUGGGAUCAACUACACUGAGAUGUUCUCUCUUGUGGUCCACCUUAAAUCUAUCUACGUGCUCCUCUCUCGUCGUCAAUUAGGCCUAGUCUUUGAUAAGUCUUCAUUAUCAUGAGUUAAUAAUUAGUAAAUAAUAUAGUUUUAGCCUUAACUCAUGAUAAAUAGACUUAUAUUUAUGUUAAAAUGUGAAAAAUAGUUUUCAGUUGAUUAACGUGAAUUUUUGAGUAAUUAUGUGAUUUUAUAAAAAUUAAUAUGAUUUUUACAAUCUUACUUUUAAGAUAAAUGAAGAAAAAUAAAUAAAAAUAAAAAUAUAAUAAAAUGGGGGGGACCCGCCGGCUAGCUAGGCCUACAAGCGGGUCAGAAGCAUAGUUGGGGAGUAGCCGCAAGUAGGGGCUCAAGCAACUUGGACCGAUAGGGGCAUGUGUGUGCCACUCCCCUUCCACGUCACCGAUGGCUAACUGACUGUGGGGCAAGGAGUGGUCGUACACGUGAGAGAAGAGACUUGCUUUCAAAAUAUAAUAUUACUAUAUAUUCGUUUGAAACUUCAGCGCACAAGCGAUGUGGGACUAAACCCACGCCACACCUUCCCCAUAAAGGGUUUGAAGAUUUUAAUACCUAAAAGACCCCUUAUUUAUAACAGAGAGAUACCAUGAUGAUGUCAUUUUAUAAGGGUAUUAGAGUUCUUAUGUCAAUCUCUCUCAUACAGGUGGGCAACCGGCACGGGUUCAAAUCCUCACAGAGCCAAAACUCAUAUUUUUUAACUGAUUAUCGCAACUUUCCUACAGAUUGCUGGUGAAGGAUUAAGCAACCAAAAUCACUGAAUCAUCGACAAAAAUAUCGUCAAUGCAAUUCACGGAGCAUUGUUACUAAAAUUGUUGAACGAUUCGUAAUAAAAGGAUUACGAAUUCAUCGAGUAAAGCAUCUCCAAUUGAUCGACAAACAAGCCAUCAUCAGGAAGGGGACGAUCCAUCGAGAGACGAGUCGCCACCUCUUGAGAGCAUACCGGAAGUGAUGAAGAGCCUCCUCUUGCUGCACGAACCUGAGGAUGAAGCUCCCUAACACACACCCCACCUCCAUCCAAGUCCUCUCCGUCGGGUGACAGCCGUCGGAGAGCCACAAAGUCAUCGUUUUUCCUCUCCACUGGGUGAUAGCCGCUGAAGAUGAUUCGACGACCCAUUUCAUUGAUCUCUAGACUUCGCAAUGAGAUCUAGAGAUUGCCCACGUCAUCUUUGUCCAAGGAGAGCCUUCAAGGCCGUAGACAUUGCAGGAUGAUCCUCCCGAACGCUCAGGAUUCCAGUGCAUCACUGACGCAUCGCCACCGCGACGCCAGAACUCUAUUUUCUUGCUUUCAACUUAAUUUCCGCUUCAUUUAGUGAUAAUUUGUUGAUUUUAAAUUUACUAAGAUAUAUUUCAUUCGAUUACGAUUCUUCCGACUUUUAUAGACUUUAAUUUGAUCAAUUAAAUCAUAUGUAAUUGCUUACGUAAGAAUCGCCGAGGAGAACUCUAUUUUCACCCGAUUCUCGUUCGCCGUGCGCUGACGUCAUCUUGACGUCUGCACCCUUAUUUCCUUUUUUUGUGAAUUUUAAAUAUAUUUUCUUUUCAUUUCAUAGUAUAAAAUUCAUAAAAAAUAGUAUUCUUUGAAGAAAAUUCUGAAUAAUUACUAGAUAUUAUAUUACAUCUUUGUGAUCGACCUGGAAAAUUACCGCUUUUUUUGAAAGUUUUAUUGAAUUAUAAUUAAUAUAUUUAUUCAAAAAUACUUUUAAAUAUUUGAAAUUUCUUAUUUUCUAGUUUUAUAAAUUUUAAAUUUCCAUGAUUUACUAUACAACGACUAAGUCACGUCAGUCUCUCCACUAGUUAGAUGUUUCUAACACCUUUUUCUACAGUGAUCUCAUAGAGCAAGUUUUCAUAGAGCAACCUCUUGAGUAUGUUGCUCAGGGGAAGGUGUGUCUCUUGUGACGUAUCAUUUAUGGACUCAAGCAGACUUCACGUACCUAGUUCGCUAAGUUUAGUGAUUUGCUCACCACCUUCGACUUCCCUCCUGCACUGUAAAUCUUACCGUGCUCACAAAGAAGAUAGAGGGCAGCUUUAUCAUCCUUACAGUCUAUGUUGAUGAUAUUCUUAUGACUGAAAGUGAUGAGGUCAGCAUCUCUACUACUAAAGCUUACUUGCAGCAGCACCUCAGCAUUCGUGACUUAGGGACUUCAUGGUAUUUCUUUAGGAUUGAGUUUACAAAUCACGACGGGAAGCUCACCCUCACUUAACGAAAGUAUGCCCUCGGCAUGCUUCAAGAGAUAGGUCUCUUUAA